Molecule: messenger RNA, 1146 nt
Organism: Lachancea lanzarotensis
Lineage: Eukaryota; Fungi; Ascomycota; Saccharomycetes; Saccharomycetales; Saccharomycetaceae
Product: LALA0S10e02564g1_1
Exons: 1
Coding region: 1-1146 (381 amino acids)
Cellular component (GO): cytosol
Molecular function (GO): hydroxypyruvate reductase [NAD(P)H] activity; NAD binding; glyoxylate reductase (NADPH) activity
Source: RefSeq, a predicted model, not a curated record
AUGACAAAACCCAAAGUUUUGAUACCAUACAAAUCGUUCAUAGAUCUUGCGAGAGAGCUUGAAGAUUGGGCUCGGCUAAAGACUUGCAUCGAUUUUGUGGAGUACAAGUUGACUACAAAGGAUGAUUUUAAAGAAUUUCUGAGGAACUCCGACUUCGCGUGCUUGUGGGUUACAGACGAAUUUGGUGCUUAUUGGGAUAGUCCUACUUCUUUUUUCGAUGACUUCCCCAAGACUUUAAAGUUGAUCGUUGUACCAUGGGUAGGAACGGACUUUUUGGACGUUUCGAGACUUAAAAACGAGAAAAGUAUCACAGUCUGUAACAUUGGGCCUAAUGCCGCCAAUAGCGUUGCUGAAAUUGCUCUACAUUUAACAUUGAGUUGUUUCAGAAUGACUUCUUUCUUCGAACACUGUUUCCGGUUUGUGCAUCAGGGCCAAUGUUCACAAUGCUUCAAAUACAUUGGAGGCAGCAAACAUGACACCUGUGAAUCACAAGCACCAUGUGCUAAUGGAAAAGCGUCGUACUCGUUUCCUGAACCUCUGAACAGCGAAAAAGGGGGAUCGGCAAAGUUUACGAUUGCGGGGAAAAGUGUCAAUUCUCCUGCAGGGAAGACUGCACUGAUCCUGGGAUUCGGAUACAUUGGUCAGACCAUUGGAAAAAAACUGUACGGCGGAUUAGAUAUGAAUAUUCGGUAUUACAAGCGUUCUGGUCGUGUUUCUCGUGAGAUUUUGGGAUAUCCUGCGGAGUAUUGUGAGUCUUUGAAGGAUCCGAAAACAUGGCAGGCUGUAGAUGUCAUUGUACUGGCACUUCCAGGUGACGCUUCAACAGAUAACUUGGUGAAUCACGAAACAUUAAAACUAUGCAAAGAUGGCGUGAGAAUAGUGAACGUUGGUCGCGGUUCGUGUAUCGACGAAGAUGCUUUAUUGAGCGGUCUAGAAUCUGGAAAAGUGGGAAGCGCUGGGCUUGACGUCUACAAAAAUGAAGGGCAAAGGGUAGCUUCUGGCUUUUUCAACCGCUGGGACGUAACUUUACUUCCACACAUUGGUAGUGCCAUUUCAGAGCUGAUUACAACACAAACAGCUGUGACAUUGCGUAACAUAGAGGAUGUGCUAGUUAAUGGUGGGACCGGAUUGUACCCCGUAGGAUGA